Messenger RNA from Ficedula albicollis (Collared flycatcher), 1354 nucleotides. RefSeq names its product transmembrane protein 173 (gene STING1). Gene Ontology annotation, molecular function: 2',3'-cyclic GMP-AMP binding; cyclic-di-GMP binding. Gene Ontology annotation, biological process: reticulophagy; positive regulation of macroautophagy; autophagosome assembly. The annotation marks the transcript as partial. Gene Ontology annotation, cellular component: endoplasmic reticulum membrane; autophagosome. The transcript is spliced from 6 exons. The record is from RefSeq and is a predicted model, not a curated record. NCBI's taxonomy places the organism in Eukaryota, Metazoa, Chordata, Aves, Passeriformes, Muscicapidae.
CCCCGCGGCGGGCGGGCGCGGCGCGCCGUGUUCGUGCUGCUGGCGCUGUGCGCCGGGGCGCUGCUGCUGGCCGGGCAGCCCCUGGUGCCCACCGCCCGCAGCCUCUCCUUCCACUUCGCCACCCUGCAGAUCGGGGAGCUGCUCAGGGGCGCCUGCUACCUGGCCGAGGAGAUCUUCCACCUGCACUCCAGGCACCAUGGCAGCUUCUGGAGGGCCCUGAGCACCUGCUUCCCCCCAGGCUGGCAUGGGCCCAUGCUGCUCAUCUGUGGCUCAGCCUACGUGGCUCUCUUCGGUGAUGGGCAGCCACUUGGCCUCCACUUCAUCCUGGCCAGCCUGUGCCAGCUCCUCAUCCUUGCCCUGGGGCUCCAGAAGCCCUCAGCAGUGGAGAUGUCUGAGAUGUCCGAGAGGUCCAAGCAGAACGUUGCUCAUGGGCUUGCCUGGUCCUAUUAUAUUGGGUACCUAAAAAUAGUCCUGCCACGGCUGAAAAAGUCCAUGGAGGAAUUCAGCAGAGGCAAUCCCAACCUGCUGGCGUGCAGGAAGACCUGGAAGCUCCACAUCUUGGUCCCUCUGAGCUGUGAUGUCUAUGAUGACCUGGAGAAAGCUGACAGCAAUAUCCAGUACAUGGCAGACCUCACUGAAACCACCCUGGCCCGAGCUGGCACCAAAAAGAGGGUCUACAAACACAGCCUCUAUGCAAUCAGGGAUGAAGAAAACCAGCUCUGGCACUGUGCUGUGGAAUAUGCCACCCCGCUGCAGUCCCUCUACGCCAUGUCCCAGGAUGAGUGCGCUGCCUUCAGCCGGGAGGAGCGCCUGGAGCAGGCCAAGCUCUUCUACAGGAGCUUGGAGGAGAUCCUGAAAGGCUCCAAGGAGUGUGCAGACACCUACCGGCUCAUUGCCUACGAGGAGCCAGAAGAAGCAGAGACCCAUUUUUUGUCCAGAGAGAUCGUGUGGCACUUGCGGCAGGAGCACCAGGAGGAGAUCGCCAUGCUGGAGGGGAGCCACCCGCACAGCCCGUGCACGGCCCUGGACUCGGCAGAGCUCAACCUGCAGAUCAGCGUGUCAGACCUGCCGCAGCCCCUGCGCACUGACGGCUUCUAACACACAGCCCUCACUGCUCCUCGGGGCUCAGGUCACCUUCCCCCAACCCCUUCCUCUUGGAGCCUGUGCUGUCCAUGGCUGCGACCCCCAGCUCCCACCCAAACCUCCUGUGCACCGCGGUUACUGGAGAGCUGACUCAGCCCACAGCCCUGUGACAUGCUUCCCAUUUUCUUUGUUAUGUACAGCUCAUACGUUCUUCUGUGGGUGUAUUGUUUUUUUAAUCUGCUUUGAUUGCUGUCAUAUAAAGCAUUUUCCU